AUGAUCAAGAACACGGGUGUCAGGCGCCGUCGCUAUCGGUGUGCCGAAGCAUGCAGCACUUGCAAGCGCCGCAAAGAGAAGUGUUCAGGCAACAGACCCUGUGCUCGCUGCAUCGAACGCGGGGUUCAUGUCACUUGUCGAUCUGAGCCUCGCCAGCCAUCAACGCGUUUUACAGAGUCUUACAAUCUCAAUCGUGAAGGCUCUGUCGCCGUCGAAUCAGCCAGUCGAGAUCCAAAUGUGCAGGACGGACGGCCCCAAGAGUCGCUCUAUCCUCUGGGCUUGGUGAUGAGCAAUGCCUCUACGACUUCCGUUCUCGAGACAUCGCGGCUCAUCCAAGACACCAAAGGCAAAUACAUGUUCAUUGGGGAUUCCGCAGACCUGUCGCUGCUUCAGAACAUUUGCAGUCUUGUCGGGGCAUCCAUUGGACCAUGUGCGUUUGUCGAAGACCCCUUCCGGUAUCAAAUGGUCGAGUCGGCACCGGAGGGCCCGGCGACAUGGCUCCAUGCGAGAGACCACCAACAUCCUGCCAAACCGAGUUUUGAUGAGGCAGUCUAUUUGAUUCGCCGAUAUAUCAUGGCUACGAAUUGUGUGCUGGACCUCUUCGACGAAAGCGACCUCCUGGACAAUGUUGCGAAUUGGCUUGAUAACCAUUCGGACCAUACGUCUGUCCUAAGUGCAAUUUACUACCUCGUGUUCGCCAUAGGGGCUCAGACAUGUCCAGAGGAUAAAGACGCACUGGCUAAAGUCUACUUUGACUAUGGCCGCUAUCUCACGGCGUCGUACUUUAUGGAGGACCCCAUCAUUCCAACUGUGCAAGCAUACGCCAUGAUCACCAUGUACCUACUUGGAGCGUCUCGAAGAAAUGCUGCAUUCAUGUAUCUCGGGACCGCCGUUCGUGCUGCCUAUGCUCUCGGGCUACAUCGGUCUGAUAUCGCUGGGCUCUUUACUCCGGCCGAAAUCAAAACACGAGAGAGGGUCUGGAAAGUCAUGCGUAUCCUCGACCUUUUCAUGGGCGCCUCGCUAGGAAGACCUCCUUCGACGGAAGAGACACGUAACACAGAGCUGGACGAGAAUUACUCCCCAUCAGUAGAUCUGUGCGCCAUCUUCGAAAAAAUCUUGACCGAUAUUUAUGCAAAGCGAAUGAUCUCCACCGACACAGUCCAGAAAAUCAGUCAGCAUCAUCGUCGGUGGACAGCGCACUUUCAAACCGGUUUAGAUACGGACCGAAUCAAGGACGAGGAAUUUCUCGAGGGCCGACUGCCAAAUAUUGGCCUGAUACACGUCCAAGAGGCGUACUACUGGACCAUAAUACUUCUCACGCGACCGUUCUUCGUGGAAUAUGUCUCCAGUCGCAUUGCACUAAAGUCACAGAACUGCGGUGAUGGAGAAAGAAGUCCUGACCCUCUCAGGUCCUCCCACCGCAUCCAGGUUCAUGCAUGUGUCAACUCUGCGAUAAGCACAGUGAACAUGCUGAGAAAGUUACUCGGAUUCGAUGGGAUCCCGAAGAGGCUUCCCUUUGUUGUCAAUUCGAUCUUUGUUUCAGGUCUCGUACUGGGCUUGUCCUACUUCGGUGAUUUGUACAAGACAUAUCCUUUAGAUGACAGCCUUGGCACCGCACUGAAGCUGCUUGCCCUCUUUUCGCAAGACGCUGUCGCUAAAAGGAAUCUGGCGAUUCUCGAAUCGCUGCUAGAUGCCUGCAGGAUCUAUGUCCAGAAGGAAGCAAAGGAGAACAUGGCAAUACAUUCUCAGCUGGUGAGUGGGAUGUUUGGGCAAAUUCACACAGAGGAUGACAAGGAAGAUUCGGGCACGACAAAUACUCCGGAGGGAGAUCAAAGCUCUGUCGGCAAUAUCGAAGACCAGUUACGUCGACCAGCUGUCUUCAACCGUAUGGAACCACAUGAUGCUACAGACCAGGGAUUGACCAGUGUAUCCACCGUGGGCAGCAGCGGGAGUGUUGGUUUGAACACGCUAGAUCGCCCGGAAAUCAAUAACCUCAAUCUAGAGGCGAUGGCUGCUCCUCCUACUUUCCAAGACGACAUCUCGAUGCUACCUCCUAUGUCUCCAAGGACGUUAUGGUUCGGCUCCUACGAAGACAAUGUGCCUCUCUUUUCGAUGAUCGACGCACGGGAUUUUCUGGAAUAG
Messenger RNA from Cladophialophora immunda, 2142 nucleotides. RefSeq lists its product as uncharacterized. Gene Ontology annotation, cellular component: nucleus. NCBI's taxonomy places the organism in Eukaryota, Fungi, Ascomycota, Eurotiomycetes, Chaetothyriales, Herpotrichiellaceae. The record is from RefSeq and is a predicted model, not a curated record. The transcript has a single exon. The coding region runs from base 1 to 2142 and encodes 713 amino acids. Gene Ontology annotation, biological process: positive regulation of transcription from RNA polymerase II promoter by galactose; DNA-templated transcription. Gene Ontology annotation, molecular function: zinc ion binding; DNA-binding transcription factor activity, RNA polymerase II-specific; RNA polymerase II cis-regulatory region sequence-specific DNA binding.